AUGUUACAACAUUCUUGUUUUGUCUCAACACUGGAACCAUCUGACAUCUUUGCAGCCUUAGAAGAUGAGUUUUGGUUUGCUGCGUGUCAUGAAGAGAUUAAUCAGUUUGUUAGGCAUGAUGUGUGUGAUCUUGUUCCAAGACCUCCACAACCAAAGGGCUUUGAAGACCCAAAAUUUCCGAAUCAUGUGUACAAACUCAAGAAGGCUCUGUAUGGAUUGAAGCAAGCACCACGAGCAUGGUAUGAGCGUCUCACUGUGUUCCUUCUUGAAAAUGGGUUUAAAAGAGGCAGUGUAGACAAGACUUUGUUUAUCUAUGAAGAAGGUUCAAAUAUCCUUAUUGUUCAGAUCUAUGUGGAUGAUAUUGUGUUUGGAAGCACUAAUCCAAAACUUGUGAAGACCUUUGUCAAAGGAAUGACUAAGGAAUUUGAGAUGAGCAUGGUUGGUGAGAUGAACUACUUUCUGGGAUUACAAAUCAAACAAAGUGAUAGUGGGAUUCACAUCUCUCAAUCAACAUAUGCAAAGAGCUUAAUUCAAAGAUUCGGAAUGCAAACGAGCAAGUCAUCCAGGACCCCUAUGAGCUCAACAAGAAAGCUGUCGAAGGACUCAACUGGUCAAAACGUUGACGAAAAGCUCUACAGAGCUAUGAUUGGCAGUCUUCUCUAUCUCACUGCUACUCGGCCCGAUUUGUGCUUCAGUGUUGGUGUAUGUGCUCGAUAUCAGGCUGAUCCAAGGAUGUCUCAUCUGAAUGCUGUCAAAAGGAUCAUCAAAUAUGUCAAGGGAACAACUGAUCGAGGAAGUCUUGAUGAUCGACGAAGCACAUCUGGAGGUUGUUUCUUCCUUGGGAAUAAUCUCAUCGCCUGA
Messenger RNA from Camelina sativa (false flax), 861 nucleotides. The record is from RefSeq and is a predicted model, not a curated record. NCBI's taxonomy places the organism in Eukaryota, Viridiplantae, Streptophyta, Magnoliopsida, Brassicales, Brassicaceae.